Brachypodium distachyon (stiff brome) is the source of this 2144-nucleotide messenger RNA. RefSeq lists its product as uncharacterized. Gene Ontology annotation, molecular function: lipid binding. The transcript is spliced from 6 exons. The record is from RefSeq and is a predicted model, not a curated record. Lineage: Eukaryota; Viridiplantae; Streptophyta; Magnoliopsida; Poales; Poaceae. Bases 533 to 1756 code for a protein of 407 amino acids.
CACCCACCAAUCCCCUCCGCUAGCUGCUGCUGGGGGCGCUUGUCUUCUUCUUCUCCGUCUCGCCGAUUUUCGGGAUAGGCGCGGCCUUAUCCCCCCGCACGCAAUCUCCCCCCGCGCGCGGCCACACAUUCUUCGUCGCAUCCUCUGCUGCGGCUGGAACAAUCUCGCGUCCUCCGAUCCUCGCCUGGUUGUAUUGGAUUCUUCCGCCCGGGCGCUGCUAGCUGCUGCUGCCGCGGUGUUUGUUUAUAGUCCAGUACCGGUCCAACGGGACGCGCCCUGUCCACGCAUCCAUCACCAGCCGUGAGGCCCGGCCACAAGGGGACUACGAUUCAUACAAGACCCACUGCCACACCCACCACCACCAGAGCUCUCCUCGUCUGCCGCCGCGGACCGGGGAAUUUUCGAGGGCUGGAUUUGUGCCCAGGCCUGUUGCAUCUGUAUCUUAUCGAGGGUUUUUUUUUUGUUGGCCGCGGGGGAAUUGGUUGGUUGCUUCAGGGGGAGGAGAAGAGGAUAGUUCGGAUCUCUGGCGACGAUGUCGGUGCUGGCUGAUCUGCUCGCGGGGGUCUUCCGGGAGCCCACCCUCGCCGGGGUCGCCAGGGAGCUCGCCACCCUCGCCGCGCCGCUCUGGCUCGCCGUGCUCGUCGGCCUCCUCAUCGGCUGGGCGUGGCGCCCUCGCUGGGCCGCCGCCGUCCAGCAGGAGAACCCUGCGCCGCCCGCUCUGGCCCAUAAUACUUCCGCCGCCGCCGCCGGGGAAUCAUCAGCCUCAGCCUCAGCCUCAGCCGUCGUGCCUAGAGCUAAGGUGGCUUCUGUGGCCCCGGUCGAGGACGAGUUACCGGUGAACACUGCCGAUUUGAUGCACCUCCGCAGGGUCGUCGAGGAGAAGGACGGCGGGCCGGCGUGGAUACACAUGAUGGAACGCACGUUGCCCACCAUGAGGUAUCAAGCCUGGCGAAGAGACCCCGAGAAUGGCCCGCCACAGUACCGCAGUAGCACUAUCUUUGAAGACACAUCGCCGGACGUUGUUCGGGAUUUCUUCUGGGAUGAUGAGUUCCGGAUGAAGAACACUUGGGAUGACAUGCUUCUACAGCACGAGAUAUUGGAGCAGUGCACAAAGACUGGGACAAUGGUUGUCCGCUGGGUCAGGAAGUUUCCAUUCUUCUGCAGCGACAGGGAAUACAUUAUCGGGCGCAGAAUAUGGGCAUCUGGAAAGACGUAUUACUGCGUAACCAAGGGUGUGCCUCGUCCCUCUGUUCCAAGGAGCAGCAAACCUCGUCGUGUGGAUUUGUACUACUCUAGUUGGUGCAUCCGUCCAGUUGAAUCGAGAAAUGGUGAUGGUGCAAUGACCGCAUGUGAGGUCCUCCUGUUUCAUCAUGAAGAUAUGGGGAUUCCAUGGGGAAUCGCAAAACUUGGUGUGCAGCAGGGGAUGUGGGGCUGCGUUAAACGGAUAGAGCCUGGCCUUCGGGCAUACGAAAUUGCAAGGACCACUGGCGAGCCCCUUUCAAAAUACGCUGCCAUGGCACACGCCAACACAAAGUUCAUCGCCGAUGAGCUCAUCAGUGCAGAAGACAACAACGAUGCCGGUUCAACCAGCAACAAAGCUCUAGCUGAGAAGCCAAAGCACUGGACAUGCAACAUACCCAAAGUCUUCCUGAUAGGUGGCGCGGUCGCCCUGGCUUGCACCUUCGACCAGGGAUUACUGACCAAGGCAGUCAUCUUCGGCACGGCGAGAAGAUUUGCAGGGCCGGGAAGGAGAUAGGAACGUGGCAUCAACAAUCCAUACCGUGCUUGGUGCGCACAUUGUUCUGAUGAACAAAUGAGCAAUGCUAGUAUUUCAGUCUAGUUAUGCUUAUGCUGCAGAUAAGGAUGGGUUUGUUAAUGUUAGAUCAGUUCAGAGAUAGAUCUAGUGCAAAAAUCAGAAAACAAAAAACGAAGCAUAUGCAAGCAGGCCUGGACAUACUGCUGUAGCUGUAGUUUGUGAGGCUCAGAACUAGCAGGCUAGAAUAGAAGCAUCAUAAAUGAGACAUUUGGAUGUUGAGACAAAGCCAUCAUGUGUACAAUGAAUGUAUAAGGCUGAUAUUCCUGGGGUGCUAUAAAAUAUAGUGCUUUUGUUAGUUAAUAACAAGAAUUCUUGCUUUCGUCGCCUA